CGAAUUAAAAAAGAAAAGAGAGAUAGAAGCAGGGAUGAGGCACCACCUGUCCAAGAAAUACCUUUUCGUAGGAAGCAACCCACAGCAUGGAAGCUGAGGUGGCGGGUUCCUAUUGGAUAGAUCGCAAUCUAACAAAAAUGAAUUUGUACUCUGAACACAUCGAAAAGAUCUUAACCACUUUCUCUCUCCCGCCGUGCGCUUCACCUUUUGUACUUUCUUCUUCCUAAGAUUCUGCCAAUCAUAAUCUCAUAAUUCUCUCUCUCUCUCUCUCUCUGUGUGCUGCAAAUUCAUUGAUGAUUUUGAUCUAAUUGGCCUCUCUACAUCUUCGAUUACUUCGCCUGUGCAGCAUGGCGACUAAAGGGAACUCAGGAGACCAUAAAACUAGGAGUUCAGUGUCAAUUUUCAUUGUAGUUGGAUUAUGCGGUUUCUUCUACAUUUUGGGUGCAUGGCAGCGAAGUGGCUUUGGAAAGGGUGAUAGCAUAGCUCUUGAGAUCACCAAACAGACACACUGCAGCAUUCUCAACAAUUUGAAUUAUCAGACAAGUGGUGAUGCAGGAAUAGUUGAUGGUUCUGGAGCUGAAGUGAAGGAGAUUAAGCCAUGUGAUGACAAGUAUAUUGACUACACACCUUGCCACGAGCAAAUGAGGGCAAUGACAUUUCCUCGAGAGAAUAUGAUCUAUAGGGAACGACAUUGUCCCCCUGAAAAGGAGAAGCUUCAGUGCCUUAUUCCAGCGCCCAAAGGAUAUGCAAACCCAUUUCCAUGGCCAAAGAGUCGUGACUAUGUACCCUAUGCAAAUGCUCCUUACAAGAGCUUGACCAUUGAGAAGGCUGUUCAGAAUUGGAUACAAUAUGAGGGUAAUGUAUUUAGGUUCCCAGGUGGUGGAACCCAGUUUCCUCAUGGGGCUGAUGCAUAUAUCAAUCAACUUGCAUCUGUGAUCCCUAUGGACAAUGGGAUGAUUAGAACUGCAUUAGAUACUGGAUGUGGAGUUGCAAGUUGGGGUGCAUACCUUUUCAAAAAGAAUGUUAUAGCCAUGUCGUUUGCUCCAAGAGACUCUCAUGAAGCACAAGUUCAAUUUGCGUUGGAAAGAGGUGUUCCAGCUGUUAUUGGUGUACUUGGAACUAUCAAGCUGCCUUAUCCUUCUAGAGCUUUUGACAUGGCUCACUGUUCUCGUUGCCUGAUACCAUGGGGUUUCAAUGAUGGAAUGUAUAUGAUGGAAGUUGAUCGUGUUCUUAGACCUGGUGGUUAUUGGGUGCUUUCUGGUCCUCCCAUCAAUUGGAGGAAUAAUUACGAAUCAUGGCAGCGUCCUAAAGAGGAGCUUGAGGAGGAGCAAAGGAAGAUAGAAGAAGUUGCCAAACUUCUUUGCUGGGAAAAGAAACAUGAGAUGGGUGAAAUAGCCAUCUGGCAAAAAAGAAUAAAUUAUGAUUCUUGCCUUGAGCUAGACCCUCAGCCUACUAUGUGCCAAUCCACAAACACAGAUGAUGUGUGGUACAAGAAAAUGGAAGCAUGUGUAACUCCCUAUCUUAAGACCAAUGAGCCGAAUGAAGUUGCUGGUGCUCCAUGGCAGCCAUUUCAAGAAAGACUUAAUGCCAUUCCUUUCAGAAUAUCUAGUGAUUCUAUUCCUGGAGUGUCUGUUGAGACAUACCUGGAGGACACCCGUCUUUGGAAAAAGCAUGUCAAUGCUUAUAAGAGAAUAAACAAAAUCCUCGACUCAGGGAGGUACCGCAAUAUCAUGGAUAUGAAUGCUGGUAUGGGAGGUUUUGCUGCAGCCCUUGAAUCUCCAAAAUUGUGGGUUAUGAAUGUUAUGCCUACAGUAGCUGAAAAAGACACCUUGGGUGUUAUAUACGAGCGCGGUUUAAUUGGCAUAUAUCAUGAUUGGUGUGAAGCCUUCUCCACAUACCCAAGGACAUAUGACCUUAUUCAUGCAAAUGGUUUGUUCAGCUUGUAUAAGGAUAAAUGCAACAUGGAAGACAUUCUUAUUGAGUUGGAUCGAAUAUUAAGACCUGAAGGAGCGGUCAUACUCCGUGAUCAAAUGGAGGUGCUGAUCAAGGUGAAGAGAAUUGUUGGAGGAAUGAGAUGGAAUACAAAAAUGGUGGACCAUGAGGAUGGUCCACUUGUCACAGAAAAGGUCUUGUUUGCUGUGAAACAAUAUUGGGUUGCUGGAGAACACAAUAGUACUUCCUCACAGUAAACACGAAAGACAGUGCUAGAACUGCAUUGCGAUAUCAUGGGAAUUGCUACUUUUUAUGAUUCGGAACAAACAAAUUAACUUCAUCACUUACGGGCCACCCUGCCACAAGCACAGCAACAGAAUGCGGCUUCUGCAAGUAUUUACCGUUUAUUGUUUAUCAGCUUCUGUUCUUUUAGGCAGAUACAUGAUACAGAUAGGUAAUUCUUAGUUGCAAAUUAAGCCUCAUGAUCUUACAGUUUCUUUCCCAUGAUAUUUUGUUCUUUUGUGUUUAAGCUUUAGUUCGAGGGGCCUAGUGGAGUUCAUUGUUGGCUUCUCUACUUCCUGUUGCAGUUUGUAUAGAAAUUUUGAGGUUUUUUCUGAUAUUAAUUUGUCUUAUUUAUCCAAA
Molecule: messenger RNA, 2574 nt
Organism: Manihot esculenta (cassava)
Lineage: Eukaryota; Viridiplantae; Streptophyta; Magnoliopsida; Malpighiales; Euphorbiaceae
Product: probable methyltransferase PMT2
Exons: 7
Coding region: 348-2189 (613 amino acids)
Cellular component (GO): cytoplasm; trans-Golgi network; endosome
Molecular function (GO): methyltransferase activity
Source: RefSeq, a predicted model, not a curated record